UCCACAGGAACGGGCUUCGCAGCCGCCCCUGCAGCACCACUCGGCAAAGCUGCUUCUGGUUUUGGUGCAAACACUACUGGUGGAUUUGGUGCAAACACUACUGGUGGAUUUGGUACUAACACUACUGGAACUACUGGUGGAUUUGGUGCUAACACUACUGGAACUACUGGUGGAUUUGGUACUAACACUACUGGUACUACUGGUGGAUUUGGUACUAACACUACUGGAACUACUGGUGGAUUUGGUGCAAACACUACUGGAACUACUGGUGGAUUUGGUGCAAACACUACUGGAACUACUGGUGGGUUUGGUGCUAACACUACUGGAACUACUGGUGGGUUUGGUGCUAACACUACUGGAACCAUUGGUGGGUUUGGUGGAACGUCCACUGGUGGAUUUGGUGGGCUCGGUACUACUUCGGCAAUCGGAGGACAGACGCAGGUGCCGCCUUAUAAGGGUAUUAAGGGACCAGGAUUCUCUACUGAUUGGGCACGAAGUGUGAACUUCUCUACGCUUCGUGAUGAUGUGUUGUUUGAAGACUUGCCCCUGCCAUUACAGCAGCACCUUCUGGAACUACACAGUUUUAUUCAGGCAGAACAAGACGCCAAACGUUUCCUGGAAAGUUUCUUGACGGAUUCUUUGGGAUCAAGUGGUGGUGAUGGCUCGACCAGCUACAGAGAACUUCUAAAAAAAAUCGCUAAACUCACAGUUGGGGAAAACGCCGUGGACGCCAUUCGUGUGGACUGCUUUGAACGAGAAGUUUCUGCCCAGCACCUCGGUCAACUUCUGGAGAAGUGUGAAGAAGAAGUUACCCAAUACUCAAAAAAUGUUUGGGAACCACUAUCAGACCAAGACUUUACACAACGGCGCCUUGGGAAUCGAUCAGAACCACCAUCUGAACCAUUUCAGCGUUGCCUCCGCGAUAUUCAAGUUCGUAUGGAGGAUAUUUCAGCAGCAGUGAGAGAACUGGAACUUGCGGUGUUGCCUGACGGACAACGACAGAGGCGUGUAACAAAUACCGACGGUAACACAGCUAAUACUAUCAAUACAGAGUCUUCUCCCUCGGCUGCAUUGUUUUCACGGUACUCUGUUGGCCCAGAGACACUUGAAGUUUCUUCUGAUUUAAGGUGUGCGGUGUCUUCCCACCCAAUUCUCCAAAUGAACACAACUCUUAGUAAUGAGUUAACAACACUUUUAAAUUUGGCUGCGUGGACGUCUCGGCUGCAUACGAGAGCUGAUGCUGCUCGUGAUCUAUUUGCUCAUUUAUAUGGAGCAUCAGAAGCUGAGGUUCUGCUGGCGCAGAAACAUCAGCAGUCUCCCACUGGACCGAAGAGACCAUUUUCAUUGCACACAAAGACGUCUCCAUCACCCUUUUCAGAUGUUGAAUACAAAACAAUUGGGGAUAUUCAUAGACGUUCCAUUGGCCUGGACCCCUUAGGAGCCCUUGGAAAUGGAGACCGUAAGAUGCAAUAUGAUGUGUUGCUUGAACGUCAACAUCAAGGAUCAGCACCAAAGACUGUUUCUACAACUAACGUUGGAUUUGGCGACCCUAAAACGUCUUCGGGGAUAACUGCUCCUGGGUCUGCACCUGUACCUGCACCUGCACCUGCUCCUUCCGCUGCUGUUGCUGGUACUGGUGGUCUUCUUAAUGCUGGUGCUACUGCUACUGCUACUGCUGGUACUGGUGCUACUGCUACUGCUACUGCUACUGCGGCACCAGCUGCUUCCAUGGGUUUUGGCUUACCUGCGUCAUCCACAGCUGGAGUCGGUAGUGGGACUACAUUUGGUGGUUUAUCCAACGCAACUGGUUCUGGCUUCUCUUCAAAUAAAAAAGGUCGUAGUUAA
This is a messenger RNA of Trypanosoma theileri, 1845 nucleotides long. Its product is annotated as putative nucleoporin (NUP54/57). The transcript has a single exon. NCBI's taxonomy places the organism in Eukaryota, Euglenozoa, Kinetoplastea, Trypanosomatida, Trypanosomatidae. The annotation marks the transcript as partial. The record is from RefSeq and is a predicted model, not a curated record.